UGUGUAGUUAAUGUCACUUAUAAUCGUACUUUUAUACAACACUUUUAAACAGCGUGAAUUGCUAUUUCGAGUGGAUAAAAAGGCUAAAUGUUAACGUCGAGACGAGACACGAAACGGAAGCAGUAUGUUCAACACAAGACAAGGGCGCCAUGUUCAAAAAGCUUCAGCUCCGGUGUUGACGUUUUGGCUUCUUUGCAAAGCCAAACAAAUUGAAACGGAGUAAAAAUAGCCUCCAGAGUAGUUUGUUUGCUAACGGAGAGCGGCCUGAAACAGUCGAGGUUAAGUCGUUAGCUUUAGCCGGCGUAUUAUACAAUAGCGUAUUAGCAUGUCCGUCAAAGGAUGUAUACAGUACUUUACCGAGGGUGUAUUCUGGCCGGACAGGAGCACUAAGGAAGUUGAAGACACACCAGUUUUCUUGGGUUCACCACUGCAGCACGCCAGUAACAGAAACGGGCAUGGGUGUAUUCCGCCACAGAGUGAAGAUGGAAUGAGAAUGAGGCAGAAGGGCCCAUUAGUGCCUUUAUCAUGUCAGUCGUGGGGAAGAAAUGUAUCACCUUCAUCUCUGCACAGCUUUUUGAAGGAAAUCCAAGCGUCCAACACAGCAUUCCCUGUGCAUAGUGUGUUUGGAACGCUGCAGAGGAAAGCCACAGAUAUGCUACAAGAUGAUAAACUAACAGGAGAGAACCACUUCCAUUCUCGUUGUCAACACUCGGAUAAGAAGAGGAAACAAGAGCUGGGCAGCUGUGAGACAGGGCCCAAACGUCUGAGAUCUAGUAAUGUGACUGCCACAGCAAAUUGGCUUUCCAUGGAGACGACUCAGCCCAGAGUGAGCAAACUGAGUCGUACUCGGAAACUCAAGCAGCAGGCUGCCGGUGAAAAUGGGACAAGUCACACAGAAAUCAGCAAAACAUGUGAUGUUAUCCAAAAAGAUUCUAGUUGUGAUGAUGUUCUGUGGACGGACAAGUACAGUCCUCAGUGUGCCAGUGAACUUAUUGGGAAUUCUCUCCAAGUGAACAAGUUGCACAGUUGGUUGAAAAAAUGGAAACAACGAGCCGACUGCGAUGAGAGGCGGCCAGCAGAGCAAAUUAAACCCAAUAAAAAGGGUGGCGGGGACGUUUCCACUCAAGAUUCAUGGGAUUGUGGUGACUUCCAGGGUGAGGUUGGCUCAGCGGAGCACGCAGAGAAGCCCCCGCUGUGUAACACCAUGCUCAUAACUGGGCCUUCAGGUGUUGGCAAGACUGCAUCGGUGUACGCUUGCGCUCAGGAGCUUGGCUUCAAGGUGUUUGAGGUGAACUCAUCCUCACAGCGCUGCGGCCGUCAGAUUCUGUGUCAGCUAAAGGAGGUGACUCAGUCACACCUGGUGGAGACAGCUGGGAAGGACCCGCUGAAGCCAGCUUACUUCAACAACUACAGCACCAGAAGAAGUUGCUCUCCGAAAAGUGAAACUUUAGUGGAAAAAAUGUCCGCUCCCAAAAAGGUCACCCUCGGCUCAAAGACCCGAUCAGCACAGAAGCGUGGCCGCCUCAGAACCGCAGGAAAAGAGAGUCCAGCCGCAGUCACUUUAACAAACUACUUCAAAAUGAAGGCCAGAGCAGAUCACCUCUGUGGUCCGUCGCUGUCUGAGAAGCGAGACAAAAUACCUUCUGGCUCUGAUCAAACAGCACAAGAGAAUAAAAAAGGAGCCAUGUCACUGAUUUUGUUUGAGGAGGUUGAUGUCGUAUUUGAAGAUGACGUUGGCUUCCUGGCAGCCAUCAAGACGUUCAUGACAACCACUAAAAGGCCAGUGGUUCUUACCACUAAUGAUCCAACUUUCCGAGAGAGAUUCAGUAGCAGCCUGGAAGAAGUCGUUUUCAGGACACCGUCAGCGGUGAAUGUCUGCAGCUACCUGCAGCUGGUGUGUUUGGCUGAGGGCGUGAAAAUGGAAUUGGACGACGUGAGAUGCCUCCACACACUCACCAGUGGCGACGUCAGACGUUGUCUCCUCCAGCUGCAGUUGUGGGUGAACAGUGUUAAAGGCCUCCCAGAGGAACACCUACGCACUCAUAUAGAAGGGGAACAGUGCUUUAGUCAUAGUGCAGGUUGCACUGCCAGCAUGUUGGGUCUCCACCCUGUCGGCCAUGUUCUGAACCCUCUAAAGGAUUCGUCAUGGACUGAAGUGGACAUGAACAAGCUGGCUGAGAGCUGGAGGAGAAAUGUACCUUUACUGUACUCCAACCUGGAGCUGCUUUUACCCAUCAAGGCCGUACAAGGAACAGCUGUCCCUUCAGCACCAGACACCAAACCAAUGCGCAACGGACCUCGGCUUAGCAACAGGAUUGUAGAGGGGUCCAGUUUGACACACAGAGCACAAAGAAACUCCUCAAUUUUGAAAGCAAAGUCACAUCACAUUAGUCAGCAAACCGCAGCCAAAGUAGAAUUUCAAACUUUGAACUCUCUGGCUGACUUCUUUGACCUCAUGUCAUACCUCGAUAACACAACAGCAGCAGCAGCUCCACACACAAAGGAGUUUGUUUGGACAGGAUCUGACAGGAAAGAUGGCUUGUUGGAUGAAAUGAGCGAGGUGGAGGAAAGAGGGAGUCAGAGCCAGGAGAGGUUGCUGGAAAUUCGGUCAGCUGUGGAGGGUUUGGGAUGUCGCAGGUGUUUGACUGAAGCUGGGACAUGCAGGUGGGAACAAGGUGACAUGAGGUGGAGCUUGACCUAUCAACCUUUGUGUGACCCAAUUGUUUCCCAGAGGAGGUACAGGCUGAGCCGGGCGGUGCUGAACAGUCGCUCCUUUAGCCUGUUGGGAAACAGACAGGCGGUAUGCGUUGACUACAUGCCAGCAAUCCGCUCUAUCAGUCGCUCUUUGAGGCAACAAGAUGGCGAGCCAGCCAGGUGUGUGAACUACCUCUACAACUUACACCUGUGCCUCUGCAAGACAACUUUACGCCUUCUGGCUGAAGAUUUCUCCAGCAUAAGUUUGGCAAUCUAAGCAAACUACCUCACUACUUUUUCAACAUUCCCAUAGAAAGUUUAUGCAGUAUUUGGAAUAUUUAUUUUCCUCUAUGACUGUAAAAAACUGUCAAGUGAAUGAUGUGCA
Messenger RNA from Dunckerocampus dactyliophorus (ringed pipefish), 3079 nucleotides. It is a transcript of the gene atad5b, whose product is annotated as ATPase family AAA domain containing 5b. Gene Ontology annotation, cellular component: nucleus. Bases 326 to 2971 code for a protein of 881 amino acids. Gene Ontology annotation, molecular function: ATP hydrolysis activity; DNA binding; ATP binding. The transcript has 14 exons. The record is from RefSeq and is a predicted model, not a curated record. NCBI's taxonomy places the organism in Eukaryota, Metazoa, Chordata, Actinopteri, Syngnathiformes, Syngnathidae.